Messenger RNA from Callithrix jacchus (white-tufted-ear marmoset), 3032 nucleotides. It is a transcript of the gene AQP9, whose product is annotated as aquaporin 9. Lineage: Eukaryota; Metazoa; Chordata; Mammalia; Primates; Cebidae. The record is from RefSeq and is a predicted model, not a curated record. Gene Ontology annotation, biological process: water transport; glycerol transmembrane transport. Gene Ontology annotation, cellular component: basolateral plasma membrane; plasma membrane. Gene Ontology annotation, molecular function: glycerol channel activity; urea transmembrane transporter activity; water channel activity.
UGUGUAACAUGUAAAUCUCUUCUGGACCAGGGCCCAUCACUGUGGUUUGGCAACACCAGCAGCACAUCUCUUUUCUCGUCUCUUGAAAAAAAAAAACCAACAGAGAAAAAGGUACCUUGAAAAUAAAGGUAAUGAUUAAUCUAUCGGACACCAAAAGGAUCAUUUUCGGGAUUUCGGGGUGUAAGUCCCCGAUUCAGACAAACAGCAGCGAGCAGGGAAUGACAGUUCCAGCCGCAGACGAUUAAGCCAAACGGCAUUGGUACAGCCAGAGACUCUGACCAGACAUCUCCAGCAAUCUGUGAGCCACUGUCAAAACGUCCGUUUUCAUGUGGCUGCGUAAGUGAGGGCCACAACAGGUAGGCAUCUGUGGAAACGGGAGUCCUCAGAGAAGCCCCAAAAUGCAGCCGGAGAAGUCAGAAAAGGGGAAAAGCUUCAAGCAGAGACUGGUCUUGAAGAGCAGCUUAGCGAAAGAAACCCUCUCUGAGUUCCUGGGCACGUUCAUCAUGAUUGUCCUUGGAUGCGGCUCUGUGGCCCAAGCUAUUCUCAGUCGAGGACUUUUUGGAGGGAUCAUUACUAUCAAUGUUGGAUUUGCAAUGGCAGUUGCAAUGGCCAUUUACGUGGCUGGCGGAGUCUCCGGCGGCCACAUCAACCCAGCUGUGUCUUUCGCAAUGUGUCUCUUUGGACGAAUGAAAUGGUUCAAACUCCCAUUUUAUGUGGGAGCCCAGUUCUUGGGAGCCUUUGCAGGGGCCGCAACCCUCUUUGGCAUUUACUAUGAUGGACUCAUGUCCUUUGCUGGUGGAAAACUGCUGAUCGUGGGAGAAAAUGCAACAGCACACAUUUUUGCAACAUACCCAGCUCCGUAUCUAUCUCUGACGAAUGCAUUUGCAGAUCAAGUGGUGGCCACCACGAUACUCCUCACGAUUGUCUUUGCCAUUUUCGACUCCCGAAACUUGGGGGCCCCCAGAGGCCUAGAGCCCAUUAUCAUCGGCCUCCUGAUCGUUACCAUUGCUUCCUCCUUGGGACUGAACAGUGGCUGUGCCAUGAACCCAGCUCGAGAUCUGAGUCCCAGACUUUUCACUGCCUUGGCAGGCUGGGGGUUUGAAGUCUUCAGAGCUGGGAACAACUUCUGGUGGAUCCCCGUGGUGGGUCCUAUGGUAGGCGCUGUCAUAGGAGGCCUCAUCUAUGUUCUUGUCAUUGAAAUCCACCAUCCAGAACCUGACUCAGUCUUAAAGGCAGAACAAACUGAGGACAGACCAGAGAAAUAUGAACUCAGUGUCGUCAUGUAGUGGCAUGCUCAGCUCUGGAUUUGCAAUCGGUCUGGGAUUCUCUUCAUAAACACGGCAUCUAAGUGUCUGUGUUUUCACAAGCCUAGGAUGGAACCCACCCACUUUUCUCUGCUAGCCACAUGGGACAUCUGAUCGGAAAAGCACCUGAGUAAAAGUCUGGAAACACCCCUUCUCUACCAGUGUCCCCCAGCCCCGCCCCCCGGAAUAACACUGACCAUCCCCUGAAACAGCCUCCUCUCCUGCCCUGCUCAUCUCAUCCUUGAUGGGAAUUCUUCCCAGGUAAGCGCUGAUCACUCGGUGUCUUGACAACAGUCUCAUCUGAGUGGUCUCGGCUGCACUAUCGGUAUGAAAUAGUGUCACCAAAACGCUUUUCUUCAGUGUCAACACAGAUUACAUUCUAUCAACCAAACCCUGAGGUGAAAGACAGAACCACAGCUUCAGUCAACAUAUUCAUGAAUUAGGGGGGCUCAUGGGUUAAGCCUCUAGAUACGCUGUGCUACUGGACUUGUAUCAAUACUGACAUUCUCCAACCCUAGUGGUGUGAGAAGCAAGAGAACGCGGCAGGAAAGCACAGGGGAGGACACUGCGGCAUUCAGAAACCGCAGGAGACAAGAUGGAUUUGAGAAGCCAAAUGGAAUUUUUAAUGGAAACCAUUUAUCAGAUUAAUCUCUUGCUCUCCUGCAUUUUAGAGGACACCAAUUAAUUUCCUGGUCUUUAGCAUAUAAUGACCUAAAAUACAAUUGUAACCUCAGUCAUGAAAAAUCCAUCACUCUGCCUUCUUAGCUCAAAUGUAUUUUCCUAAUUGCCCACUUGAGAACAGAUAUUUGACAAGUUCUAUCAGCGACUGUGCCUGUCCGUUGUUUUACUCGUGCCGAGAAGCCAAAACUGAAAGCCACUGGCUCCUGGUCUAGCUGAAUCUUCAGAGUGGGAAGUCCCCAAAGAGGUAACAUUACCUUACUGGGCUUCACCAUUCCCAAGGCACCCACAUCAUCUGACUUAAUUCUCAUAAUGUGUACCUGAGGCAAAUGCCACAUUGCCUAUUUUUCAAUAAACAAAGUCUUAGGGAAGUCGCGUUGUCCAAGAGCACAUGGAAAGUGAACAUUAUCUAACGCAUUCCUCUACCUUUCAGAAGAUUAGUAGCUGGGUGAGAAUUUUUGCCAAAUCUUUCUGGCCGGCCAGAAGUGGAAUUGGCAGCUUCCAGAAUAUAUCCAGCCCUGAACAUAAUGUUCCUCAAUCUUAAGAUGCAAAGACCCUCGUUUUCUGGACUUAUUCCCACACUUACUGAGUACAGAUGGAGGAAAGCGGUAGCAAUUCAAUCAUACCUUUCAUUUGCUGAUAAACAUUAUCAGAAGGCCCUUCCCAAGCCACCUUUGGUCUUGCUAAGCCUUGAUCUUCCUUCCUGCCAGCCCCAAACAUUCCAUUCAGGGCAUUUCCCCCAGUUCAGUCUUUUCCCCUUGAAGUUCUCUAAUGGAUGUUACUUCUGAGAAAAGAUCGCCCGCGAGUUACAAGCACCAGGGGAUGCUCCACAUCAGGGGAUGCACCUUCAGUGAAAGAGUCAAAAAGCCCAGCAUUCCCAAAGGCGUUAGGUUUCCCAGCUGCUUUGUGCUGAUAACAGAACAACAGAAAGCAAAUGGGAAAUGUUUCUGGUGACUUAUGUUCUACCAUCUACGGACAAAGGGGAUUUUUUUCCGGCUUGGAGGCUACCUGGAUAUUUCCUAUUUGAAAUAAAAUUGUUGAGUCACGGUU